AUGGCGGAACCAGGCGCGUGGCCGCUGCCCCGUGGCGCCUGGCUGGACGCGAGCCUCAACGGCACCAUCACGACGACGGUCUCGGUGCCGCCGGGGACGCUCAUCCUAGCGCAGGUCGUCGACGCCGGCGGCCGCCCACAGGGGACCGAGCUGCUCCAGGUGGAGGUGGCCUAUGCCCCAGGCCCCCUCGGGAGGUUCGUCAAGGCCGCCCACGUCGGUGCCAGCGACGAGUACUUCAGCUGGUACGCGCAGCACCCGAACGUGGAGGGCGGGCGGCCUGGGAACACCGUGUUCCACCUUUGCGCGUGCGGGGCCAGCGGGUGUGCGGCCCCGACACCUCGCGGGACGGUGGUCGAGCACCUCGACAUCUGGCGGGCGGCGCCGCCAGGCGAGGGGCCGCCGGCGGGGGAGCCCGAGGAGCCGCUCGACGACGCGGAGCCGCCGGCGAAGCGCCCCCGCCGCGAGCCAGGGGGCGUCGGGGGGACGGCCACCCCGCGGCUGGGCGGCAGCCUCGCGGACGGCGGCGGCAGCCCGCUGGACGCGGAGCUCGCGGGGCUGGAGGACGUCGCUGCCGACCCUGGCCUGGAGGACAGGCUGGCGCGCCUGGGCAGCCGCGGAGGCCCGCGAGGCAAGCAACAGCGAGACCCCCUGAACGCCUCGCGCCCCGGCGGCCCGGUGCGGGACCGCCUUUCAGCGGCUGUGGCCGCGCGCGCGGCGGAGGCAGGAGCUGCUGCAGCGGGGAAGCCAGCGGCCUCAGGCGCGCGCACGCGGCUGGCCUCGGCGCUGGCCGCGGCGCUCCUUGGCCCCGGCGAGGAGGAGGGCGACGAGGCUGGCGACAGCGACCUCGAGCGGGGUGCGCUGGGCGAGAGCUUCCAGGGGGUCGGCAUCAAGCGGGACCUCUUCAGGCAGAUUGCCCGCCGCCGCCCGGGCGCACUCCUCGAGAACGGGCUCGCGCACCUCCGAGGCCAGUUCACGCGGCAGCUGCGCGUGGCCGACGGCGACCCCCUCGCGCCGUGCGUCACGCAGUUUUUGGACACGGUCUUCUUCGUGGCGCACCCGCCGCGGACGCUCCCGCCCGAGGAGGUCCGGUCCCUUCGGUCGCUCGGGCUCGCCCUCGACGGGAUCCUCAAGGGCGACGUCGUCGAGACCGGCGACCUGCUGAUGCAGGAGUUCAAGGCCAGGACGAUGGCCAUCCGCGACGGGCACUGGCGGACGGCGAGGUGGCUCACGCUGGUGCCGCAGGAGCAGCCCCCGUCGGGAGCUACCAUCGACGAGGAGACGGCUGCCGAGAAGGUCGAGGCGAGGGAGCUCAAGGUCGCCGAGCUCCGCCGCAAGCUCCAGGACAGGAGGCCCUGCGGAUAUUGGCAAGCCGAGUCCCAGCGGGCGGAGCCGCAGCCCCGCCUCAAGCUGCGGGCCGGCGCCGCGCUGCAGCAGCCCCAGCAGCGCCGGGCGGCGAGCGGACGGAGCUGGAAGGAUCUGAAGGGAACCUUUCCGAGGCGCGAGGGCGAGACGCGCGCCCAGUGGAAGUCCCGCAUGCUGGUGGUCAGGCGCUGGCGCCAGCUGCUCGCUUCCAGCUGCACAGGAGCGGCCACCAAGUUCGAGCUGGCCCUCAUCAUGCACGAGGCUUCCCACGGAGCGCCUGGGGACGUCGGGAGGUUCAUCAGGCGAAUGCGCGUUCCACCAGACCCCACGGAGAGCUUCACGCGCCUGCGCGAGGUGUUGCCGUUACCCGUUCCCGACGCCCCAGUCUUCAGUCAGCUCCGGGCAGCCCGCUAUGCUGGGCAGCAGCUGGCAGCCGACAAGGUCGACCAGGCCACCGCCGAGGCUUGGGUCCAGCUCGUUGUGUUUAGCCUUAACUACCAAUACACCGGGCACAUGCAGGCGCCGACGGUGCCGCCUGUCCAGAGCUCUGCCAGCCAGGUGAACGCCCUCGGGAUCAUCCGCCAGGCAUGCGACUACUUCGCUCGCGGGGCAGACACCACGGUCGACCUCCCCGCCUGGGGGGAGUUGAUCAGCUCGAAGGACGUCACCUACGGCGGCGAGGAGGUGGCACGCGCCCUGCCUCUUACCCUCGGCGGCGUCAUGCCCGGGCUGCCAGCGAAAGGCGUAGCCGCGUCGGCGAGGGCGAUCGACAUCGCAGACGCCCGGGUGGGCAGCUGGCUGGCCGAUCCAGGCUUGGCCCUGCUGCCGCGGGCAGAGUGGCCCGAGGAGGUGCCAAGAGCAUCGAUUCAGGUGAAGUCGAAGCAAGAGUGGCACGACAUCGGCGCGAAGCUGGUCGAGCUGGGCCUUGCGGCGCCGAUCGCGGAGGAGAGGAUCUUCAAGGUUGGGAACCGCAAAGUCCUUGCUGGCGCCUUCGGGGUUCAGAAGAGCGGGACGCCUACGCCCGGGUGCCCGUGGGUGCAGAGGCUCAUCAUCAACAUGGUCCCAGCCAACAGCUACCAGCGCAUCGUGCGGGACGACGUUGGCACCCUCAGUGCGUCGCCGUCGUGGGUGGCCAUCCCGCUCCCCGAGGGCCACAUGCUGCUGUGGUCGUCCGACGACCAGGCCUCCGCCUUCUACUGCUACGAGCUCCCGGAGGCUUGGCAGCCCUACAUGACGCUCGCGGAUGCUAUCCCGAACGAGCGCAUCGGGGUCAGCGGGCCUGGGAAGACGCACAUCGCGCUGCGGGUCAUCCCGAUGGGCUGGGUCAACGCCGUCACGGUCUUCCAACGCUGCCACCGCCGGCUCGGCUUCAGCAUGCGUCCCCUGGGCGCAGGGUUCGCCCCCAGCAUGGAGUGGCGCAAGGACCGCCCGCUGCCCUUCAAGUCGAAGGAGCUCGAGCAGAAGUGGGUUCAGUACUACAUCGACGACUGGGACCACGGCGAGAUCGUCCCGGAGCGGCUCAUUGCUGAGCUUCGUGGGACCGUGGGCGCGGUGCAGGAGGAGCAGCGCCAGGCCUACCGCCGCUCCGGGAUUCAGGUGGCCGAUGGCAAGGCCAAGCACAGGGCACUCAUUCUCGAGCGGAUGGGCGCCGGCCUUGACGGCCUCGAAGGCCGAGUCGGGGUCACCGUCGAGAAGCUGCACGCCCUGCUUGGGUUCACGCUCUGGGGGAUGGGCCAGAGCGCGAUGUCGUCGCAGGCCGUCCUCAUGAUCCUUGGCCGUUGCGUUAGGGCAGCUGAGUUCCGGCGGCCGUUCAUGGGCUACCUCAACGCGGUGUGGGCAGCUGGGCGCUGGCAGCAGCCGCAGGCAGUUCCCCUCGACAUGUGCGACGAGCUGCUUAGCUUCAUGAUGGCCCUCCCACUCGCAUUCACCGACUUGCGAGCGCAGAUCGACCCGUGCGUCAUCGCGACGGAUGCGAGCGAGCGUGCUGGAGGGAUCUGCCACGCGGUCGGGCUCACCGAGGCGGGAAUUGCGUGCGCGAUGGAAGGCGCCUCGGUCGUCUCGCUGCGGCCGGGGGCGAUAUCGUACCCUGUAGAAGGGGUGCGAUGGCGGCCGCGCGUCGUCAUCGUGGAGCUGUUCUGUGGGGCGGCGGCCGCAGCAGUUGCAGCCUCGCGCCUGCCCUUCACCAUCGUCGCCCACCUCAGCAGCGAGGUGGACCCAGCUGCCCGACGGCUGGUCCGCAGGCGCUGGGCUGGCGUCGUCGAGCUCGGGGACAUCGAGCGGAUCGAUGGCGAACGGUUCAGGCGCAUGCUCGAGAAUUACAAGCGCGACGCCGACUGGGUCCUUAUCACUGCUGGCAGCCCGUGCCAGGACCUCGCAGGGCUCAAUGCUGUGGGCUCAGGGCUGGAGGGCGCGCGGUCUCGGCUAUUCCUGCGGGUGCCUGAACUCAUCGGCGUCGCGGAGGAGGUCUUCCCGCGGCGCGUGGUGUGGUUCGUCGAGAACGUCUUCAGCAUGACACUGGAGUCGCGGGCGCAGUUCACCAAGAUCUUGAAGGUCACGCCCGUGCUGCUGGACGCGAAGCACUUCACCCGGGUCAGCCGGCCGAGGCUCUACUGGUGCUCCUGGGCGGUCUGUUCUCACCUCCCGCCCGGCUGCCUGGCGGAGGUCAAGGGCGCGGGGGGCGAGGCGCACACCCGUAUCGACGUGACCAUCGAGCGCCUCCCCUUCAAGGCUGUCCUCCACGAGGGUUGGUCGCUCCUGGACGGCAACACCGACCUCCCCUGCUUCACGAGGCCGAUCAUCAGGAAGCACCCCCCGCUCAGGCCCGUCGGGAUCGAGCGCGCCACGGAACAGGCUCGGAGUCGCUGGGCGUCCGACGGGUACCGCUACCAGGUCAACAACUACGAGGGCGGAGUGCUCAUCUGGGAUGCGGCGCGUGAGCGGAGCCGGCUGCCCGACCCAGAGGAGCGCGGUGCACUCAUGGGCUUCGACAGGUUAUAUUUUCAGGGCGCAUUGAAAGAUAGCGUUCCUGAGUCCGAGCGUGCAGUUGUCAUGGAGUCUCUCAUUGGCAAUACCUUCUGUGUGCAGGUUGUCGCUUUUAUCCUUGGCACCUGGUUGGCUCAAAUCAAGUCAGUCAAGGCGCCAGUCGCGGGCCAGCAAUGCCUUGAGAUCGGGGCGUGCGAGGCGAACUGGAACGUCGUCCCGGACUUCCAGCAGCCUGGGCUUCGCGAUUCAGUCCUCGAGCGGAGCCUCAUCGUCGAGUUCCUGCGCAUCGCCGACCGCGGAGGUUUCCUGUGGCAGAGACCCGCCCACAUCUCCGCGCUGGAGCUGGAGUCAGCCGUCGCGGGGGCCAGGUGGCGCUGCCGGGCGGUGGCCAAUCACCGCUGCCGCUACCUCCACAUCCUGGAUGCCCAAGCGAUCGCGGCAGUCAGUACCAAAGGCCGCUCGAGUGCGCUUGCCCUGCAGCCGGCCCUCCGCAGGCUCAACGCGCUGCACCUCGCGACGGGCGGGUGCCCGAUCUACGGCUACUGCGACGCAGACGACAUGCCGGCGGAUACGCCGUCCCGCUGGCCCCUGCGGGAGGUCAUGAUCUCGCCCCUCUCGCUCCAGAGAUACACUGAUGCAGUCAACGAGGUCGUUGACUUCUGGGUGGAGGAGGGGCGUUCACCAUGCGCGCCCGCGCAGGUUGACACAGAUCUUGCGGCCUUCAUCGAGAAGCGGUGGAGCGAGCACGGGUCCCUGUUUGACAUCAACAAUGCCAUCGCUGGAGUAUCACACUUUUUCCUUCCGGUGCGUGGGCAUCUUCGUGAAAGCUGGCGGCUGGCGCGGACGUGGCAGCGCCAAGAGCCAGCUGGCCGCGCCCUUCCAAUUGGGCCGCUGAUUGCGGCAGCCUUCGCGGGGGCACUUGCCGCGACAGGCCACCUGGGCGCGGCUGCAGUUUUGGCCGCUGGGUACGACACGUACAUGCGGACUGGCGAGAUGGCCUCGCUCGUCUGGAACGACGUACAGCUGUGCCCAGCUCGGGCGUCAGCGGUGCUGCUGCUACGAGGCACAAAGAGCCAGCACCAGACGGGCGCCAAGGAGUUCGUCCUCGUGCGAAGCACAGUCGCCUAUAAGCUCUUGGCGAGGGCCAAGGCAGCGGCUGCUCCAGAGGAGGCGUGCUUUGGCAUGGAGCCCGGCGCGUUCCACCGCCUCUUCAGCCAGGUCAAAGAACUCCUGGGCUUCGGGAGCGCCAAGCUGACGCUGUGCAGCUGGAGGCGCGGCGGGGCCAGCGCGGACUUCAAGUCCCAUGGCUCCAUGGAACAGACCUUGCUCCGGGGCAGGUGGGCGUCGGUCCGCGCGGCAAGGCUGUGCGUCCAGGACGCCGUGGCAGAGGCGACGCAGCUCAACCUGAGCGAGCUGCAGCUCGCGCGGUGCAGGCACUGGCGGCCCGCCUCCGUGCCGCGGCGAGCUGACAGGGGGCCGAGCCCUUUCACGACCCUCUUCGGGCCAGGCAGCGCGGCCUGGGAGGGCUCCCGGAGGGACCCGAUGUCGCUGGUCUAUCGCCGUGGUCCGUCGGCCACCGAGCGCAGGGACCGGGGGGACCAGCGCAUCUACGACCGCUACUUCAGCCGGGCGGGCAUCCCACCAUGGUCGCUCCGCCUCCCCGAGGGCCAUGGGGGCUCAUGA
Molecule: messenger RNA, 6027 nt
Organism: Prorocentrum cordatum
Lineage: Eukaryota; Dinophyceae; Prorocentrales; Prorocentraceae
Source: the annotation of a GenBank genome assembly